Molecule: messenger RNA, 421 nt
Organism: Jaminaea rosea
Lineage: Eukaryota; Fungi; Basidiomycota; Exobasidiomycetes; Microstromatales
Exons: 2
Coding region: 155-394 (79 amino acids)
Source: RefSeq, a predicted model, not a curated record
CAGUACUGCACCGCUCCUGCGAAGGCUGUGCCAAAUACGAAGAAUCUUCAGUACCAUUGUCGCAGCGACUUCAACGACGCCAGCCUUGUCGUAGCCGACUACAACGUGCUGGCCCCCAAGAUCCUCGAAUUCGGUCAGUAAGUCGGUUGUUCACAUGGGUCUGGAGCUCACCAUCAUGCAUGAUGCACUCACAGCUACGCCUUGCGGGCGUGACGGAUGGUAUCUCAACGCAUCUGAUCAGUGCGAGAAGAAUUACUUUGUGAUCUGUGUGCGCCCUACGACGCCAGACAACAAUGACUGUUUCUACAUGGAGGCAGAUGACGAUUGUCAGUGGCCUCACACCUUCGAAUACGGGGCUGCGCCGACUGAGCUCGAGAUUUGGUACAAGUAUUAGAAGCCGUUGGCUUUCGCGCAAGCCGCA